UGUCCUCUGCGACGCGCAAAACCACCGGAUAGAGAAACGCACAACAUCAGAGUGCAAAGCUUGAAAGGCUGCUGCUCUGGAUGGACUUGGCAACGUGUAAAAGCGAAUGAACAUUCAGGAAUAAUUCAGGAAAAUAAUCCCACUGGUUUAUUACCAGAGCGACGUUCGGCAUAAGAAAAGGAUACAAACAGCACAGAAGUGAGAGCGGCGAGAAGAGAGAGUUUCAGCAGGUAACGGCCGACAUGCAGCACUACGGGGUUAACGGCUAUUCUCUGCACGCCAUGAACUCUCUGAGUGCAAUGUACAACCUCCACCAGCAGGCCGCGCAGCAGGCCCAGCACGCCCCCGACUACCGGCCCUCCGUGCACGCGCUCACCCUGGCCGAGAGACUGGCUGACAUCAUCCUGGAAGCUCGCUACGGAUCGCAGCAUCGCAAGCAGCGGCGCAGCCGCACGGCGUUCACCGCUCAGCAGCUGGAGGCCCUGGAGAAGACCUUCCAGAAGACGCACUAUCCCGACGUGGUGAUGCGGGAGCGCCUGGCCAUGUGCACCAACCUCCCUGAGGCCAGAGUCCAGGUGUGGUUCAAGAACCGACGUGCCAAGUUCCGCAAAAAGCAACGCAGCUUGCAGAAGGAGCAGCUGCAGAAGCAGAAGGAGGUCACGGAGGGCGCACUGGAGGAAGUCAAGGGCGAGCCUCCUGCCGCCGGCACGUCCGACGCCCACACGCCUCCCUCCUCGACCUCGUCCCCCUCCGAGGCAGAGGGGCCUCCGCACCCCCUGCCGGCAGAGCUUAGCGUGGAGGUUAACGUCACCUCGGCCGAGCAGUCAGGCAGCGAAUCGGCCACAGAGGACAACACAGACAAGGAAGAGGAACCCAAGGGGGACAAGGGGCUGCUGCCUGGACACAAGUCACCGCCCUGCAAAAGGCUGAGCCCUAAAGCAGAUUCUCCGCUUGGCUCUCCGGCCAUCCCAUGUUCCAGUGGCAUAAAUGGUGGGAUAGCGCAGAACCACUCAUACUCCUCCUCCCCGCUCAGCCUCUUCCGUCUGCAGGAGCAGUUUCGCCAGCACAUGGCUGCCACCAACAACCUGGUGCACUACUCGUCCUUCGACAUGGGCACGCCCUCCUCUGUGCCCUACCUGGGCAUGAAUGUCAACAUGCCGGCGCCUCUGGGCUCGCUGCCCUGCCAGCCGUACUACCAGUCCCUGUCGCAUGCCCAGCAGGUUUGGAACAACCCACUGCUCCAGGCCUCAGGUGGUCUGCCCAGCCUCAACAGCAAGACCACCAGCAUUGAGAACCUUCGACUCCGUGCCAAGCAGCAUGCCGCGUCACUGGGCCUAGACACACUGCCCAACUGACCCCACAGGACGGUGGCCAAGCUGGCAGCCAGACCGACCCCCCCAGCCUCAUACCCAAGCCUAUCAGCUGGAUCCAGGACACUGUCCCAGUCUCGCAACUCAUUGUCUUCAACCUUACCCUUCUGCACUGACUGUACACUCCCCCUAUUUCAUCUGAUAACACAAACAUAUUAAUGAUCACAAAAUAUUGCUAUGAAAGCUGAGAAUAUUGCCCUCUUCAAAAAAUGAUUAUUAUUUCUGCUCUGCAAUUAGCUACUUUUCGUGAGGCUUAUUCUCUACUGUGUUGUAGCUCACAAGACCAGGCCUCAGUUAGGAUCCCCUCCGCUUUGUACAUAGCCAGUCCUGUUUGUUCCUCCUAUCCUGGUUAGCGAGUAUCAGUUAGUGUUGCCUUCGGUGAAGAAGAUAUAUCCCCAUUUGAGACAUUUCUCCAGUGUUCAUAACAAAAAAUGACACAAUUAUUUAAAUGUCAAGGGAAAUCAGACCCAAAAUGCAGCCAGGCGAAGCCAAAGGACACUAAUUUCUAGUCCUGUUACACUGGAAAACCAGCCUAGCUGCAUAUCUGUUGAACGCACCAUCAUAAAUCCAAGCCAUGUAUUUCCUGGUUGUCUAAUUAAAUGUAACUAAUUUAUCUGUUUUACAGCCGGGAUUAAAACCACUUACAUGGAGAAUGACUUGGUAAUGAGAAAACAAUUUCAGUACUAAAUAUGCGAGCUCUUAAUUACAUUUUGCCUGGGGUAACAGCAAAUUAUGCCAUUAUGAUAUUAAGCUGUGCGUAACUUUGAAGUCACACGUAAAUGUCACUUAUUGCACAAAAUGAAUGCAGAGACGAGCCGCCCCUCCAAGUCUGGUACCACUCCGUGGAAUCGAGUGGAAAAGGACUUAAGGAUAUAAAAAUUAAAAUUAUUUCAGCAAUUAUGGUCACAGUCAUAUAAAACCAAUUAAGUUAAUGAAGAUUAUAAACUUAUUAUGGCUACACACAGUGCUGAGAACCCUCUGGAAGCUCCACGCAACAUCUUUAUGGGCUGAUGGACAGCUGAAUGCAGCCACUUCCUCUGGGGACAGGAAGUUCCCUAUGAAGCACUUCCUCUGGGGACAGGAAGUUCCCUAUGAAGCACUUCCUGGAACCAGGUCUUAUCCUGCCAUGCCUGUUCUGCGUCCGUCUCUCCUUGUCAAGGACCCUGCGUUCAUCAACAAAAAUUAUGUAAAUUAUUUUAUAUGUAAAUUAAGAAGAAGAAUCUUUAUCUGUAAAUGUUAUCCAAUAAGGGAAAUGUAUUGUCAUCAGUUGUUGUAGAUGGAGAAAACUCAUUUGGAUGGGUGAUCUUGUAGCUGUUCUUAGUAAGAUUGUAUUGAGUUGGCAACAGUCUGCACCUUACCCUCUGAACUCUAUAAAUACAACUUUGAUGUAUCUGUAAGUACUUCUAUUGAUUUCCAUUGUGACUGUGGUCCUAGGGAGGAAUCGUUAUGUUAACCACAGGGUCGUCACACCAAGUGACAAAUUCAUAGUGUAAUGGGGUGGAAAUAUAUUUGAGCUCAAAAGGUUUUCCUAACUUAAAGUAGAUUUUCAGAGUAAAAUGUUGUAAAAGAAAGUACUCAAUAAAACAUAAUUUGAAGGUG
This is a messenger RNA of Brienomyrus brachyistius, 2969 nucleotides long. Its product is annotated as diencephalon/mesencephalon homeobox protein 1-A-like. Gene Ontology annotation, molecular function: DNA-binding transcription factor activity, RNA polymerase II-specific; RNA polymerase II transcription regulatory region sequence-specific DNA binding. Gene Ontology annotation, biological process: regulation of transcription by RNA polymerase II. The transcript has 5 exons. NCBI's taxonomy places the organism in Eukaryota, Metazoa, Chordata, Actinopteri, Osteoglossiformes, Mormyridae. The coding region runs from base 243 to 1355 and encodes 370 amino acids. The record is from RefSeq and is a predicted model, not a curated record.